Molecule: messenger RNA, 3693 nt
Organism: Acipenser ruthenus (sterlet)
Lineage: Eukaryota; Metazoa; Chordata; Actinopteri; Acipenseriformes; Acipenseridae
Product: splicing factor U2AF 65 kDa subunit-like
Exons: 11
Coding region: 158-1564 (468 amino acids)
Biological process (GO): mRNA processing
Cellular component (GO): U2AF complex; nucleus; commitment complex
Molecular function (GO): poly-pyrimidine tract binding; pre-mRNA 3'-splice site binding
Source: RefSeq, a predicted model, not a curated record
UAUGUAGUUGUCAUUCAAUGCUGGGACGUCUGCUUCCUGCUUGGCAGACUCGGAAGAAACUGCUAGUAACAAUAAGUAUUUCAUAUAUAUAUAUAUAUAUAAUAAACCACAAAAAAAAAAACCCAAAAAACCCAAACAAAAAAACAAACAAACGACAAUGUCAGAAUUUGAUGAGUUUGAGAAGCAGCUAAGUGAAAAUCGGCAGGAAAGAGAAAACGAACGUCACAGAAAAAGAAGUCGGAGCAAAUCACAAAGCCGCGGUGAGAAGCAUCGCAGUUGGAGCAAGGACAGGGGCAGUCGUAGCCGAGACAAAAAACGACACAGUCGGGAUCGGAAGAGUAAGAGCAGAGACAUACGGAGCGGGUCAAAGGAACAGAAGAAACAAAGUUACUCUCCACGAAGAUCCCAGAAGAAAAGAUCUUGUAAAUACUGGGAUGUUCCACCUCCAGGUUUUGAACACGUCACACCAGUGCAGUACAAGGCUAUGCAAGCUGCAGGGCAGAUCCCCAGUGCAGCUCUGCUGGCAAACGCCACAGUUAGCGGAGUAGCUGUCACCCCCACCCAGGUGCCGACAGUUGGCAGUCAGAUGACUCGACAGGCCAGACGACUCUAUGUAGGAAAUAUUCCUUUUGGUGUUACAGAGGAGUUAAUGGCUGAUUUCUUUAAUGCUCAAAUGCGUCUCGCUGGGCUAUCGCAGGCCCCCGGCAACCCGGUUCUUGCAGUCCAGAUUAACCAGGAUAAAAACUUUGCUUUCCUUGAAUUCCGUUCAGUUGAUGAAACUACACAGGCCAUGGCAUUUGAUGGGAUAAUAUUCCAGCUUCAGUCUUUAAAGAUCCGGAGACCUCAUGAUUACCAGCCUCUACCAGGGAUUUCAGAACAACCCUCUCUUCAUGUCCCAGGUGUUGUCUCCACAGUUGUUCCAGAUUCUCCAAACAAGCUUUUCAUCGGUGGUUUACCUAAUUACCUCAAUGACGAUCAGGUAAAGGAACUUUUGACAUCAUUUGGUCCUCUUAAAGCAUUCAACUUGGUGAAGGACAGCGCAACAUCUUUGUCUAAAGGUUAUUCCUUUUGUGAAUAUGUUGAUGUCAGUGUUACUGACCAGGCAGUCGCAGGGCUGAAUGGCAUGCAGCUUGGAGACAAAAAGCUAAUAGUGCAGCGAGCAAGUGUGGGGGCUAAGAAUGCUAAUCCGAGUGCAAUCAUUCAGACCCUAGUUACUUUGCAAGUACCAGGCCUCCAGACUUUCCAAAACACAGGAAUGCCAACAGAAGUGCUCUGCCUGUUAAAUAUGGUAAUGCCUGAGGAGCUGGUGGAAGAUGAUGAAUAUGAAGAGAUUUUAGAAGACAUUCGUGAAGAGUGCUGCAAAUAUGGAAGUGUCCGGUCUAUUGAAAUCCCACGCCCAAUCGAUGGUCUUGAAGUGCCAGGCUGCGGCAAGAUCUUUGUGGAGUUUGUUUCAGCAUCAGAAUGCCAGAAAGCCAUGCAAGCACUCACGGGCCGAAAAUUUGCCAACAGAGUGGUUGUUACAAAAUACUAUGAUCCGGAUAUGUAUCACAGACGUGAAUUCUAAAUGCUGUGCUAGGUGUGCACUAGAUCCCCAUCCUUUACUAAAGCACACAAUUUAAUGAGUUUAGAGCUUUCUUCCUACAGUGUACUUUCAUGAUUAGUACUAUUAAAAAAAAAAAAAAAAAAAAAAAUAGUAAUAAUAAUAAUUGAAUCCAUUCAUGUGCUGUGAAUGACUUGUAAUGAAAUGGUUUUAAUUCAACACUUUGUUGGUGGCAACAUUGCCCCACCUGUCAUGGGUUUAUCAUGUUUCUCAGAUUGGUAAAGAUAUGCAUUCACCUUAUUCCUUUUAAACAAGGCAUCAACUUGCAUAGCCGAUGUGAUUCUUUUUACAUGUAUCUGUACACCUUCCAAAAUUUGACCACAAGCAGCCAGGAAUUAAAGCUUCUUAAAACUGUGUCUACACUCAAAAUGAAAGGACUAUUUAAGCUAUAUAGCAUGACAAGGUGUGUGGAUAUCGCCCUUCCGUGUCUUCAACCCUGUCAUGACUGAUUUUUUUUAUUUUUAUUUUUUUAUUUAUGGUUUACAGUAAUUUAUCCAGAAGACAAAAAAAGGUUAAAAAAUGUGGUUAAAAGAAUGCAAUAAAAGAGCUUAUGUUAUUAAUGUUAUUAAUUUAUUUUUAAAAACAGUUCCUCUGUACCUAAUUUCCACUAUCAGCGGUUCCCUUCAGUCAUUCAAACUGGGCCUCAGUGCUUAUCAUCUAGGUCCUUCAGUAACUGGUGUAUCAUACAGAAGAUGACCUUGUUCAAGCUUCUGUUUGAGACUUAAUAACUUUCUACCAGUGUUUUUAUCAAGAGACAUUUGAUAAGUCAAAAUAAUAAUAAAGGCAGUUGGAUAAUUAGACAAAAUAAGAAGGUUGCCAGUUAGGUUAGGUCAUUUAAGCAUAACUUAAACACGACUGUAUAUAGCCUCUGACCAAACUGAACAGCCUUGAAUGAAGCUGACAGGGAAAGUGAAACACACCCAACAAUUCCUUGAGAGUGAGGAUUUGCUGCCUGUUGUGUGUAAAGGAGUAGGGGCCACACAGGUAAGCUUGAAGGGAAUGUAUAUAUCACAAGAGGAGAAUUCAUUUGACAUGCCAUUGUUACAGGGAUGCCACUGCAUGACCAGUAACCCUCCCCUAGCAACUUUCAGAGGAAUUUAAGAAUGGGAGUGACGGGAUUAAUUGUUUUACGUAAUUGGGCAUACUCAUUCCGACAUCCUGCCUGUAAAAUUAAAGCCCUUUUAUAAUUUUGAAUGAAUAAUUGCUCUUUCAGUAGGUGUUCUAUGACAGUAUAGGUCUGUGGGGAAAUAGUUUUACUUUUCCAUUAAUGGAGCAGAAUGUUCUUCCCAGUGUUCAGGUACAGCGGCUUUCUCGUUUCGUGACAUAUUAUCACUAUUUGCUUGUGAGUGCAGGUUUGACAAGCUUUCAAAAAAACAUAGCAUUGCCAAGCCUUGGUUAAAUGAUCACACAUUUAUGUCAACAUUUCUGGAAUGUAAAGCAAAGAUCUAAAUUAUAGUUUUCCAUUGCAACACACAAUGUAAAAUGUGAAUUAAGGGUUUCGGUUUAUUUUGUUACAACACAUGGUGAAAUAUUGUUAACCCAUUGGUUCUCAAAUCAUAGAAGUGAUGAGACAAAAUUAUUUCAUAGGGUUUGCCAUGAGAAUGUUUGUUUAAAACCACCUAUAAUAGUUUAAUAUUACAAAAUGGUAAAAAGCUACAGCAAUGGUGGUUUGAGGUAGUUGGCAAUGUGAACAAAGUGGUAUUUCUUUUUCUGUUUUUUUAGGAACAAGGGAUCAAGCCUUAUUCUUGAGGCAUGUUUAUGUUGAUUGCUCCUGUCUGUAUGUUCACUGUCACAUCAACAUGAUUGUCUAUCUCUGGGUCUCCAUUUUGCCAACUUUAAUUGCCUUGUAUCACCCUUUUGAGACUGUGUUGGGUGACCUUGAUCUCAGCCUUACAUCCAAUGUGGCAGUUUUACAAUGUUUCCCAAACAGCUGAAUGGAUUUCUGUCAAUAUUUAGUUUAGUAAAUACCCAUUAUAUAAAUGUUUGUUGAUUUUUGUUGAGCAAAAUAGCCAGCUGAAAGCUUUCUUUGUUUGUUAUUUCAUUUACGUUUAAAUUAAAUUCUGUUCAUGGUUACUUUUAAAAGGUUGAAUUCA